UUAUGAUUACUUUUGCGGGGAGUGGCGGUUCGGUCAAGCGUUUCUCACCAGUUACGUACAGUACAUAGCCCUUGACAGCCAAAAUUAAUGGCUGCUGAUGACGACGACCAGCCCGCUAUGUUCCUAUUAGGGGACCGUGCAAUCUGAUAACAGGUACAUGUAUUAUUACCACACAUUACAGAGACAUAACAUAGUACAGCAACGGAUACGCCUCACUGUUCUUGGUGGCGCCCGGGUUCUGCGCUGGCGUCGACGCACCCAUGCUUGGCCUCAAGCUUCUUCUCCGGCUGAACAACCCCUAUGACUCUCUACACUCGGAGUAGUAUAUGAGGCUACGACCUCCAUGCUAUGACGAGAGGACCAGGGGCAGAGAUAUGACAUCCGAAUCUGCGCUUCCUUAUGUACUCUAUGUGCUACAGCUAUUUUUGAACUAUAUAAAAAACCGAAGCAGCAGGAAAAGCCAAUGUCUGACCCUUGCGAUUCGCAUGACACCCGAAACACAAUCCACGAUGCACGAUGCACGAUGCACAAUGCACAAUGCAGGUUGAGGACCAGCUCGGGAAAAAAAAAAUAAGAAAAUAAAAAGAAAGAAAAUAAAAAGAAAGAAAACACCAAAUUACAGGAAAGGCGGUAAAGGCAGGAGUAGUUGGCCCGGGUCGCAAUAUAUGAACUGUCAAUUUUCCACGCUGCCUGCCUACCCUUUCGCAGUAAAUAUGACUGACUUAUUGCUUAUUUAUUUUUCAGCGGCGUAACUACGCAGUACAUCCUUUUUGUAUCGCCCAAGAGGGGAGGGUGAUUGAACAGUGCAACCGAUCAAAGCCAACCAACCAGCCGGACCGAAAUUUGCUAGGCAUUAUUGGAUGGGUGUUUGACAUUGAGAUCAUGUCUGGUUUUCUGGUGACGAUUGAAAGGAAGCCGAAAGAUUGGACAGCCCACUCUUCUCUGCGUUGCUGCUGCUUCUGCUGCUACUGCUCCUAGUCAGUUUCGAUUUUUCUUCUCUGCUUCAUCCGCAGGACGCAGGACGCAAUAUAACUAACUGGGGCGGGCGGGAUGAUAUCCUGAUCCCUUCCGCCCCCAACUGGAUGCUUCCAACGAAAGAAGAUAAGAAAAGGUUCGAGAUUUACAGACAGAACCGCUGUAAUGUAUGGGUAGUUAGUUAGUACAGGUCCACGUACUGCUCAAACGACCUGCAGGUUGCUGCUCUAUCGGCCCCAUCUUUAGCCGCGGGGAAACCCAGUUGAACUUCCACUCGAAUUCAUUCGUUCUCCCACACUGGAAUCCUCGUGCUCUCUUUGGCUGUUGCAGUCCUGCAGGUGAAUGGCCUAUUUAAUCCCUAUUCCUCCAUGCAAGUGAAAUCGUGUUUCCUGAACUCCCCGAUGGACUAGAGCUGGACUAGAGCCGAUGACGAUGUUUGGUGUGAGCGGUAUUGUGCGGUUGGGGUACAGGUAGCAGCAGCAGGCUGGCUCUAAAAUGAUUCAACGGCAGCGCUUGAGGCUGCGAGUUGCAGAAGUGGCAUUUAAUAUCUACAUGACUACGCUGUAUUUCAUGGGAAUAUGUUGAUACAAUGAGCCUCCCGAAAAAGCAGGGUUUAUUUCAGCCGUUCUUGGCGGGUUCCUCGAACACUUGUUUGGUAUUUGAUACAAUACGGAGUAACUUACUCUCUAGAUAAUAUUUCUCAAGAUAGGGCAAGUUUAUGAGUAACUAUGUUUAAAAAUCAUUAUCAUUACUCUAUAUCAUGCCUAGUAAUAAAUGGAUAUCGUUGUCGGCGGUUGGGUUGUUGGUGCUGAAAGAAGCCCUGGAAAGUUACCAACCGCCCGCAUGUGCUUCGGAACAACACCAAGCUUGUGCAUGGGUUUUUUGCCGAGCGAGAGACCAGAAUGGAACGGAAACCAAAACCACCAAACAUCAACAUUGAACUCCACCAGCUACACCCUUCGGUUCGGUUUAUCUUAAUCUAAAGAAGCCACCCUCCUCGACUCUCUGGUUAAGUUAAUCCACCCCGUCCUCAAAUCAAAACCCGCGUCGAAUUCCUUUCUCUACCCCGCCCGUCGAACUCUCUUUCGGCAAUAGACAACGAAAAUCAAGACAACAAAACAAUAGUAAAGAAAAAAAAACCGGAGUGAUGGCCGACGAGGGGAAGCGGAAGAAGACAGAGGAGGAGGAAAGUAUAGCUGUCCCGGUGGAAGCUGGUACUGCAGAACCUGUCGCAGAGGACAUGAAGCAACAGGAUGAGCCGAGUUCAACAACCGCGGCCGUCGCGGCGGGGGUGACGGAGGCUGGGGAUGAUGGCAAUCAAGCUCCUGCCCAGACUAUCGCUGCUGCGCCAAAAGGAGAUGAAGAGGAGGAGGGGUCAGAUUUUGAGGAUUUAGAUGACGUCCUGGACGAUUUCUCUACAUCAAAGAAGCCCACUUCUGCCGCACCCUCUUCCAGCAAGAACGCCCCAUCCCUCUCUACCACAGCACCACAGCCACCACCACCAUCAUCAUUACUACCCGACCAAAACGCCACCAGAGCACCCGAAUCGGACCUCGAUGAAAACGCCUUCAUCCAGCAGCUCGAACAAAGCAUGGCAGAGCUCAUGGGCUCGGCAACCGCUGGCGGCCAAGGCGGUGGCGGCGGUGACGGCGACGGUGAACCAGACUGGGAUGCACUGGCACAGCAAAUGGCGCAGGGAGACAUGGACCCGGCGGCUAUUAUGAAACUCCUUAUGGGGGAGGGGGGUCCUGGUGCGUUAGCUGGAGGAUCCGAGGCGGACCUGGGCGGUGGUAAUAAGGACGGAAAGGGACAGGGGGACGCCAAAUCCGGUUCUACCGCCGCCGGUACUGCUGGUAGUAGUAGUGCCAGCAAAGCAGAAGACGGGUUCCAGGAAACGAUCCGCAAGACGAUGGAGCGGAUGCAGGCGUCCGGCGACAAAGCCACCGCCGCAGCGACGGAGGAUGGCGGCGACGAUAUGCUCAUGCAGCUACUCAAAGCGAUGGAGUCUGGAGCUGGCGCUGGUGGUGCUGGUGGCGGCGACGAUGAGAACCUCGAUAAAAUCUUCAUGGGCAUCAUGGAGCAGCUGUCGAAUAAGGAGAUGCUCUACGAGCCCAUGAAGGAGCUGCAUGCCAAAUUCGGCCCCUGGCUGUUGGAGAAUCGGGACAAGGUGCCCAAGGAGGAUUUGGAGAGGUAUGAAUUGCAGUCUGUGCUCGUGGCGGAGAUUGUAGGCAAGUUUGAUGAGGAGGGGUAUUCGGAUGAGAAGCCGGCGGAUAGGGCGUAUAUCUGGGAGAAGAUGCAGAAGAUGCAAGCUGCGGGUAGCCCGCCUGAUGCCCUGGUGUCGAAUCCGCUGGCGGAUGAACUCGGGCUCCCAGGCGCUUUCGCUGGCGGGGGAGGAGACGCUGAGACGCCGCAAUGUCCCCAGCAAUAAUAAUACUCCUGGUAGAAUGAAUUUAUUUAUUAUUUCUUGAAAUUUUCCAUGUCCCUUUCUUCGCCCCCCCUCUCUAUUUUUCUUUAUAUGUAUCUCGACAUCUUUUCUCAGGCCGCCUGAUAUUAACUUUUUGAUAUCCCACCCACCUGGCGCAAUGACCAUUCUCAUCCCCCGUACCGUACCGUGUACUCUAUAUGUACAUAAAUAAAAAGGAACGUGAAAAAAGAGAAAGAAUCCAGAUACCCCGCGUCUCUAACUACCUCUCUUCAAUAUCCCAUAGAACUACUUCUUUCAUGAAUGGUUUUUUUUUUACAAAAAAAACAGAAAACGUUGCCCACUGCUACACAAACGCGUUCAAUACAUCGAUCGUCCAAAGGAAAGUAAAUAAACACAGAGUGACAGAAAAUAAAAAUAUAAUAAAUAAUAUUGGAUCUACCACCUGAAGCCCAGCAAAACGCCACUUUGAAAAUGCACCUCUAAAACACGCACACUUCAAAUAGCACGUCUACCCACACGACAUAUCCAUCCUAUCAUGCAUGCUGUCAUUUUGGUCUGAUGAUAUUGUAUGCUGAUGCUGAUUAUCCUGGUCGUCAUCUCCGAUAAGCAACUCAGCAAAAAUAUUCUCAUAGUCUUCUUCAUCGUCGUACUGGGAGCUUGGCGGGCCGUCGCCCUGUUGGGACUGUUGUUCGAUAUCCCACAAGGGCUCCAAUUCCUCUAAGAAGGCCUGGUAUUCUUCCUCCUGGGAAAUGAAUUCUUCGAGGAUGCGUUCGUCUGUUGAAAUGGGUUUAUAUUAGCACAAGGGGAAAGUGGCAAAGACAAAGCAACUCAAGUGAAACAAAAGCCCUCUGAGAGGGCAGGCACCACGUAUAGAUAUAUCGUCGAAUCUGCCCUCGUCGCGAUCUCGCUUCACUCUAUUCAGGAAGAUAUCGCGCCGUUGUUGUUCACGGGAGGCCUUUUGGCGCGCGAGUUGGGCCUUCGGUGAGUUGUUGGCGUAGCGGUCGGCGUAGUAGGAUUGUUUGGGUGAUGUUGCUCUUGUUGUUGUCGAUUUCUCUUGCUUGUGUGUAUGUUUAUGCUCUAUGCGCGGCGAUUGGGGUUUUGAGUGCGACAUUGGCAUUGUAGUAGGGGCCUGGGAUGAGGUUAGGUUCGCAUGGCGCGGGGCGAGGGGGGAGGGAUUGUGUGGUUGUGAUGUGUGGUGGUGGGAGAAGAGUCUCGUGAAAGGAGCUGGUUGGGAGAUGGUGGUAAACAUUAUUAUGUUUUAAUGACUGGGUGUGAUGUAUGUUGGGAAGUAGAAGAGUGGUUUUCUGUUAGAUACUGGCCAUUGCGUGAAGCGUUCAAGAAAAUAUAUCCUGAUUGUUCGAUGGUUGAAGGACGCGACUGAUUAGUUACAUCACUCACGCGUAAAAACGCUAGGCUGUUUUAGGUUUAGUUAACUGGUUUGCAACUGCCGAGGUCUCGAG
This is a messenger RNA of Blastomyces gilchristii SLH14081, 4860 nucleotides long. Its product is annotated as peroxisomal membrane protein receptor Pex19. Gene Ontology annotation, biological process: protein import into peroxisome membrane. The record is from RefSeq and is a predicted model, not a curated record. Gene Ontology annotation, cellular component: peroxisomal membrane; peroxisome. Lineage: Eukaryota; Fungi; Ascomycota; Eurotiomycetes; Onygenales; Ajellomycetaceae. The coding region runs from base 2123 to 3403 and encodes 426 amino acids. The transcript has 4 exons.